Molecule: messenger RNA, 3021 nt
Organism: Trypanosoma theileri
Lineage: Eukaryota; Euglenozoa; Kinetoplastea; Trypanosomatida; Trypanosomatidae
Product: putative helicase-like protein
Exons: 1
Coding region: 1-3021 (1006 amino acids)
Biological process (GO): nucleotide-excision repair; double-strand break repair involved in meiotic recombination
Cellular component (GO): nucleus
Molecular function (GO): DNA binding; hydrolase activity, acting on acid anhydrides, in phosphorus-containing anhydrides; DNA helicase activity
Source: RefSeq, a predicted model, not a curated record
AUGGUGUUGUCUACAUCUCCGCAGGGCAGUUUGCCGUACACUAUUCCCUUUGAGCCGUACACUGUGCAGAAAGAGAUGAUGUGCACUAUCAAUCAAUGUCUGCAGUCCUCAUCACCGCCUGUUCCCGUAGCGGCAGUGGAAGUCCCCACCGGCUGUGGGAAAACAUUGGCGCUUCUCUCAAGUGUCUUGCAGUACCAGGCGGCUUUAGGGAAAUUCACUCCAGAUGAGUUAAAACAACAUCUACAAGAACGAGAAUGUAAACAUGGAAAUGGACCAUUAAUGCAUUUAUUCUCUAAUAGGGUUUCCGAAUCAAAGAAAGGAAACAAUAAGAAGAAAAAGAAUAAAAAUAAAAAAAAGAAGGAUGAGAAUGAUGAUGAUGAUGAUGAUGAUGAUGACGAUAUGGCUGAGAAUUCCAUAAAAUGGAGAGAUCAUCAUCAUCAUAAUAAUAGUGAAGAUAAUGAUGAACAGUGGGGAGUACCAACACUAUUUUUUAAACAAUUUCGUCCUCAAACAGGGAAGUGUCUUCGUGUAGAGAUGAAUAGUACUUCUUUGGAUCUUCGUCGACAACACGGGUCUCCUCCCUGUACUGUUUUUUACAUUACACGAACACACGCACAGGUACGACAAGCUGUUGGUGAAUUACGAAAACUUAAAGAACUAAAACGAUUAAAAAUGAAUAUUCUUGGAAGUCGAGAACGGUAUUGUAUAAAUAAUACUGUAUUAAAAGCUCGUGCAAAUAAAACAUUACCGGUAGAAUGUAAUAAUUUAGGUGAGGUAUGUGAUAAACUUGUUUCUCUUGGUCAAUGUGAGGCUGUUCAUACAUAUAGUGCUCUUGCCAAUAGUGCUAUUAGUCGUCCACUUUGUAAAGGACGAACCGAUAAAGUUUGGGAUAUGGAAGAUUUAAUUGUAGAAGGUACGGGAACUCAGAGUUGUCCAUAUUAUGCAGCCAGGGAUCUUGUUUUCUUUGCUCAUAUUAAUUUUGCUACUUAUCAAUAUCUUUUAGAUCCUCUUAUUCGUCAUGAAUGUAAAAUGGAAGCGGCAUUGAGAAAUCAUUCUAUUAUUAUUUUUGAUGAGGCACAUAAUGUUCCUUUGGUUUGUCAAGAAGCAUUAUCUUUAGAUACAUCUAUUCAUAUGUUACGUCUUGUGAUAAGUGAAAUUGAACCUCUUCUUAUUUCAGCAACAUCUGUACCAACAUUGAGUUAUCCUCGGGAAUUUAAAUUAACUCAUUGGACUUUAGCAGAACUAUUUGCAUUACUUUAUGAUAUAUUUAAUGGAAUAGUAAGGUUUAUAGAAAAACAAGAUUAUUCGAUAGAAGUUCAUCAGAACUCCAAGGAGUGGAAAAAAAGAAAUAUUGAUUUCACUAAUAAUAAUAAUCAUAAUAAUAAUAAUCAUGAUGAUAAUGAAGGACGAGGACCAACUCUUCCUGGUGAAGAAAUAUCCAAUAUACUUCGAAAAUGCAUAGAAGAUCAUGUAACCCUUAUAUAUGAAAAAAAUAAAGUAAAAAAUAAAGAGGAGUUGGAUGAAUCUACUUUAUCCAUAGAAGGUAUGGUCAUGUUUCGUCAAAUUUAUGGUAUUGUAAUGACUUUGGGUGUAACAUUUAAUCCUUUUCAGUUUUCCAUAUUUACUCUUUCCAUUAUGAAACGUUGGCUUCUUGUGAUGCGAUAUAUACUACAAUAUCCAGCUGCUUUUGCUAUCAGUAUUCGUGAUGUUAACUUGAGUCAUAAUAAUAAUAAUAAUAAUAAUAAUAAUAAUAAUAAUAAUAUUAAUAAUAGUGGUAGUUGGGAAGAAGGGAUGGAUAAAAAAAUUGGUUCAUCAGAAGGGAGAAGUAUAGGAAUCCGUUGUUUAGAUGGAAGUCUUGCCUUUUAUCAUCUUCUUCGAUCUUCACAUCGUAUUAUAUUGGCAUCAGGAACACUAGCUCCUUUUGAUCAACUUGGAAAAGAUAUUGGAGUUCCAUUAUUUCAUAUGAUGACUUACGAAGGAAUACAUGUAGUGGAACCUCAUCAAUACCGAUUAACGGCUCUUACAAAAAUGAAGGAUGGUUCACAACUUCAUUGUAAUUAUAAAAACUUUACAGACAAAUCCUUUAUUCAUCAACUCGUAUCUGUUAUCAUUACUCUUGUAGAAAAGGUAAAACUAGGUGGUACUCUUUUAUUUUUUCCAAAUUAUUCCGUUAUGCGUUUGGUGGGAUCUCAACUUAUUCAACACUAUCGUAUGAUAUCUAAUAAGGCUGGAAAAUUACGUAUACCACAAGUUUUUCUAGAAACACAAACAGCUAUGGAAUUUCCUUCCCUAUUAGAUGCCUUUUGUAGAGUUACUCAUAAUAGUACGGCUAUCUUUGCAUCUGUGUAUCGUGGUAAGGUGAGUGAAGGAAUGGAUUUCGCCGAUAGUAUGGCUCGACUGGUUAUUUGUGUUGGUAUUCCUUUACAGCCGUUAAAGUCUUGGACGGUUAUUGCCCAACGUCAAUAUAGUGGAGAGGAAUGGUAUCUCACAGAUGCUAUUCGUGCUGUUAAUCAAGCACUGGGUCGUUGUCUUCGGCAUUCGCAGGAUUACGGUGGGGUUGUGCUUUUAGAUGAUCGAUAUGAGCAAGAAAGUAUGCAAAGACGUCUCUCCAAGUGGUGUCGGGAUAGUUUAAAAGUAUAUCAUUUACCAGAGUUGAUAGUGGAUGAACUGGACUCGUUUUAUAUACAAUUUAAAAAUAUAAAUAGUGAUAGGUCUAGUAAACAGGAAAAAGAGACAAGUGAGAAGGGAGAAACCCAACCUCAUCUUAUUGAGGAAAGUAAGAUUCCUAAAGUGUCUAAAAUAGAUGGAAGUAGACAAGAUAAAAGUGCUGAAGCUUUAUUUCCUUUUUCUGUGAAAUCAGUGAAAAGACCAAGACUGACUACCUGUACACAUGACUGGAGCUGUACAGCUGUGAAACUUCUUUAUGAAUCUCAUGAUUCCGUAGAGAAAGCUACCGCAGCAGAACUUCGUGAGUUAUUGCAUAUACUAGAAGAUGAGUAUAUGGAAACACAAGAAGAAUGA